AUGAGCUGCGAAAGUCUGCUUGGGCAACCUGGCUGUAUCCUAGCCCUCGUGCUUCCUUCGGGUGGCAUGGCAACUAGGCACCGGAAGGGUGCUACAACUGAACGCUUUCUUUUUUUACAAGAUAUGCAACUGCUGUCCGUUUGGCUACAUGCGUGCCUCAUAUUACCUCUCACACAAAGCGCCUAA
Molecule: messenger RNA, 186 nt
Organism: Opisthorchis viverrini
Lineage: Eukaryota; Metazoa; Platyhelminthes; Trematoda; Opisthorchiida; Opisthorchiidae
Exons: 2
Coding region: 1-186 (61 amino acids)
Source: RefSeq, a predicted model, not a curated record